Leptidea sinapis is the source of this 3755-nucleotide messenger RNA. RefSeq names its product transient receptor potential cation channel protein painless (gene pain). Gene Ontology annotation, molecular function: monoatomic ion channel activity; protein binding. Gene Ontology annotation, biological process: monoatomic ion transport; transmembrane transport. Gene Ontology annotation, cellular component: membrane. The transcript is spliced from 2 exons. Bases 233 to 3085 code for a protein of 950 amino acids. NCBI's taxonomy places the organism in Eukaryota, Metazoa, Arthropoda, Insecta, Lepidoptera, Pieridae. The record is from RefSeq and is a predicted model, not a curated record.
UUGCACGUCACCUCCCACUGUUGCGCUCGCGCAUCGCGUCGCCUCACUCGCAGACAGAGCCUCGGGUGCGCGCCCGUUACCAGAACAACCUCAGUGACUGUGGUCUGUGUUUGUGAACGUUCAGUGAUUGGAAUCAUUAUCAAAUAUUUAGGUGGGUUUUAUAAUACAAUAUAAUUGACAAAUAGAGUCUCUACAAUCUGUUUCGUACACGGAUCAGAGUACGUUAUGAGCAAUGACACGAGACAACUACGAAAUGAAUAAUCGACUUUCACGAGGAGGGUCUCUCUUCGGCGGAGAUCCACAAACACAACUCAGGACAGCUCUUCGCACAAAUGACUUCGCAACUUUCAAGAAACUAGUAAGUUACGGCGCCGUCGACCUAGAAUAUGUCUACACUUAUCCAGAUUUUAAAACAUGUCUUGAACUUGCUGUAUCAGAGCCGAAUAAAAAAGAUUUCAUUAAACUUCUUCUGCAACACGAAGUGCAAGUAAACAGGAUCAAUGAAACUCACGGUGCAGCACCUAUUCACUUUGCGGUGGAGAGUGGAAAUAUCGAUGCACUGGCCGCCCUUUUAGAAGAUGAUCGUAUAGAUGUUAACAUAAAAAGCAAAGGGAAUACCGCAUUAUUAAUGACCAUUAAAAGAAUACAAGACUUGGAUGACGAUCGUGAAGGCGAAUUGGCCAUGUGCGAGGAUAUGGUCGAGUUGCUACUAAAAGCUGGGUGUGACGCUAAUGCCCCUGAUAUGAAAGGUAUAACACCAGUCUAUUCAGCGGCAAAACAAGGUCUUGAGAGAGUGAUCACGUACAUUUUAGACUACUCGAAGGAACCGGUCAACUUAGAUUCCUACAAAGACAUCAGAGGUAAAACUGCCCGUUAUUAUUUAAAAGAUGCUUUCCCACAUCUUGUAGCAAGAUUUGACUCAUCUGCAGAUACGAAUGAAUCUAUUGACCCCGACAAGUUAUUCUCAUACUUAAGUCGGCACGAAGAAGACAAUUUUAUAAGAGACUUCAACAGGUUAGUUAAAAAGAAUGACCAUAGAUCUGUGUUAUCUGUGAAUAAUGGAAUGAAUACAAUGUUACAACAAGCAACAGAUAAGGGAUUUGAGAAAGUGGUUGCAACGUUACUAAAUAAUGGGGCAGAUCCAAAUGCAACAUGUCCAGGGAAUACUACACGACCUAUAGCUAUAGCUUGUUAUAACGGAUAUAGUAAAAUUCUUAAAAUGUUUAUUGACCAUGAGGCAGCCUUAUUUGACCCCGUUAACGGUGAAUCCUUACUCCAAAUAACAAUUAAAGGAAUGAGAUCAAGCGUGAAAGGCGUAAAAGUAGACUUUAAAAGCUGCUUGGAAUUGUUAUUAAAGCACCCAAAAACGAACAUGAAUGUUAAUCAUCAGGAUAUUAAGGAUAAUACAGCUCUACAUUACGCAGCAAGAAAUGGUGAUAAUGAUACAGUUUUGGACUUAUUGAGAAACGGGGCCUGUAUUGGAUUAAGAAACAAAUUUGAUGAGCCACCAUUGGCAGAUAUCAGUGCAAAAACUCUUGAAACUUAUUUAGACGAAUGUAUUACAACAAAUGGAGAAAGACCGAGUGAUGAUGAUUACGAAAUACAUAUGAAGUAUAGUUUUCUUGUGUACCCCAACAACUCUUUGGAAAAUGAAUUGUGUAAGGAGCCUCUUAUGGACAAAUCCAAUAACAACGUUGGAAAAGAAUACGACGCUAUACUAGCUCCCGAGACAGAAGCACUUUUGUACAUGACAAGAAAUGAAGACCUUCGACCCUUGCUAAAGCAUCCCGUCAUAACCAGCUUCCUUUAUUUAAAAUGGCAAAGAAUCAGUUGUCUUUUUUACGCAAAUAUAUCAUUCUAUUCACUCUUGUGGCUAUCUCUUGUUCUUUACAUUAUUUUAGGUUAUGGUGUUGACUCGCAACAAUCGAAAUCAAUUGAGGCAUUAAAUGUUGUUACUCAUAUUGGAGCAAGUGUCGGCCUAUUACUUUUGAUAUUACGAGAAUUAUUUCAGUUUCUGGUGUCACCAAUAAGAUAUUUGCAAAGCUUUGAAAAUUGGAUGGAAAUAGCCCUCAUUUUUGUAACUGCUUGGAUAGUUUGUGUUGAUUCUUCAGAAGAGUCAACGAAACAACAAUUGUCAGCAGUAGCUAUUUUACUUUCAUCCGCAGAACUAGUGCUGCUAAUUGGCCAAUUUCCCACCCUAUCAACAAACAUCGUUAUGUUACGCACUGUAUCGUGGAAUUUCUUCAAAUUCCUUUUAUGGUAUUGCAUAUUGAUUAUAGCAUUCGCACUGAGCUUUUACACUUUAUUUAGAAAGGUUGUCGUGGAGGAAGAUCAAGCGGCUCCAAAUCCAAAUACUCCUGCUCCAGAUGAAGAGGAAGACUUUUUUGAAGAUCCAGGGCGAUCGCUUUUCAAAACAAUCGUAAUGCUUACGGGUGAAUUUGAUGCUGGUUCUAUUAAGUUUAGUACUUUUCCUGUGACAAGUCAUUUAAUAUUUAUUGUCUUUGUGUUCAUGAUCCCAAUUGUCCUAUUCAACUUGCUUAAUGGUUUAGCAGUGAGCGAUACACAGGAGAUUAGAGCUGAUGCAGAGUUAGUGGGCCACAUAUCAAGAGUCAAGUUAAUUUCAUAUUUCGAGAGCGUGCUCGUUGGGAAAUCGUACACAAAACCAAUGAAAUGUUGGGCCUGGCUACCACAAUACAUACAAGAUUUAAAUAUAGUAACACCGAAAAGUUUAUGUAUGAAACCAUUUGCGAAGCGUAUAAGUUUAUUCCCUUACUUUUUGCCGAAAUAUCGGAUUAUUGUGAAGCCUAAUCAACACAACAGAAUUGAAAUUCCGCACGCUGAGCCACUUGGUAAAUUUGGAGACGAUUAUGAUGAUAUUGAGAGCGGCAAAUGUUGUUUCGAACGAUGCCAAGUCUAUAGAUUGGAUAGAAAAAUAGUCAAAAACGCAAAAAUAGUAAUAAACAAACGAACGUAUGUAUCUGAAUUUGAUGAACUGAAAGAUAAACUUACUAGUUACGAGUCGAGAUUUGAUAGAAUCGAAACGUCGUUGAAGAAAGUCCUACAGUCUAUAGAAAAUAAGUAUUAAGUUUUACAACAUUAUUAAUUCCAAACGUAACACUUAGUUAAUAUAUGCCGAAUAUUCAUAAUUUUAUUUAUUUUUUCAUUUCAUUUAUAAUAAUAAGGUAUUCUGUUCUGGCACAGUAAACUAUGGCUAUUAAUGUUUGUAUAAAGUCCAACAGUUAUAUUGUAUUAUCAUUUAGAAGCUUUGUGUUGUUUAUAAUACAAAUUAAAUUUGAAAACAAAAUUUAUGAACGAACCUCUCGCGUUCCGUGCGAGCGCUCUUUGUUUUAUAUUUGAAAGGGCGACAUGUCAAGUAAAUUUUUCUAAUAUGCAAAUAUUGGAGUUGAGCAGGUUAUCAACUGAAAAGUAGAUCCUGUGGAUGAAGCCACAACCUGAGAGAUGAACAAGACAUACAAGAUUUAUCAACGAUACGUCACUCGAACGGUUGGCUUAGUGGACAGAGCGCAAGCGCGGAAUGCGAGAGGUCGCGGGUUCGCGACCCGCAUCAUUCAUAAAUUUUGUUUUCAGAUUUGAUUUUUGUGUAAUUAAUCUUAUAAGUGAUGCUUAUCACUUUAAAAUAUAACAAAUUAUUUAUAAUAUACUAGAAUAGACAUGAUGACUGAUUUUGUUUGUUAGUGUGCGUGAGUAUUCACUAUUUCCAUAAAAUAUCAAUUACUGUACGAAAUCAAGGUUUU